UUAUACGCACCAACCACGUGGUUGAAUACGACGCAUGCGUGACACGUGCGCGUACAUCUAACCUCACCAAAUGAAUGUAUGACGACGACCCGUAACCGUAUCGUGAAGAAUGCCAGUAUGUAUCGAGUUCCGUAACGAUUCAAAUAAACAAUUAAAUGGAAACGCCAUGUAUCCCCAUAUUUUAAGCAAGUAGUGUAAGAAAAUAAAAUAACUUAUAUGUGGCGUGAAUACCAGGAGGGGACUAUACAUUGUAAAUUUACUAUUAUCGUGAGUAGCAGGCUUUUCAACUCCAAUACGUUCCAUUAAGACACGAUCAACGAAUACGAUUACAUCUCAUUAUUUCGAAAGAACGAACGUUAUCCUCAUAUCCUUUUGAAUGAAUGUUUCGGCGAUUACAAAGCAAAUGUUGCUACAUAAACGAUAAAUCGGCAUCAAUUAUUGCCGAAUGCGCGUUGUCUACUUCAAAAGAGUGCAUAUAAAAAUUGCGGCAUUUUAAAGCUGCGAAUUGAAAAUUACGUUAAAGCAUCUUCAGGAAAUAUGAAUACUGAAAUUUAUGAGACUUUACCUACAUCAUCUGUGGCUGUACACAUGACAGCAGGUGCAUUUGCCGGAAUUAUGGAACAUUGUGUUAUGUAUCCACUUGACAGUGUUAAGACAAGAAUGCAAGCAUUAACACCAAAUGCAGGUGUAAGAGGUGGAGUAAGAACUGUUCUAAGGAGAAUGGUACAACAAGAAGGUUUUUUGAGACCAAUUCGUGGUAUGAGUGCAAUGGUUGUAGGAGCUGGUCCUGCACAUGCAUUGUAUUUUUCAUGUUAUGAGUUUAUUAAAAAUAAAUUUUUGAAUUCAAGAACAUAUUCUGAAUUGAAUGUAGCUCCUUAUGCAAUUGCUGGUUUUGUGGCAACACUUCUUCAUGAUGGUAUAAUGAAUCCAGCAGAAGUGGUUAAACAGCGAUUACAAAUGUAUAAUUCUCCUUAUCAAAAUGUUAUGACAUGUAUAAGAAAUAUAUAUAAAAAUGAAGGUGCAUAUGCAUUCUAUAGAAGUUACACGACACAAUUGACUAUGAAUAUACCUUUUCAAACAAUCCAUUUUGUUACUUACGAAGUUGCACAAGUUAUCACAAAUCCUAAUCAUAUUUAUAAUCCAAUAGCACAUAUGGUAUCAGGUGCAUUAGCAGGAGCUGUUGCUGCUGCAGUUACAACACCUUUAGAUGUUUGUAAAACACUUCUAAAUACACAAAAUGGUGUACAAGCUCAAGGCAUGAAAGAUGCUUUAAGAAUUGUGUAUAGAUACGGAGGUUUAUCUAGCUAUUUCCGUGGUUUAAAUGCCCGUGUUCUUUAUCAAAUGCCAGCCACAACUAUUUGUUGGUCAACAUAUGAGUUUUUCAAAUAUAUAUUUCAAGAAAAACAAGAUGAUGGAUAUCGUGGACCAGAAGUUGAUAAUGAUUCUUCGAGUGAAAUUAAUCAGAACCAAAGUUCAAAUUCUAGAUUUCACUUUCUAGUCUUUUUCAAGAUAUGAGCUUAUAUCUCAAUAAAAAUGCUCCAACUUCAGUGUUACUUGGUGUGACAACGAGUUAAGUAUUUUUGAAUCUUUACUGACACCAUUUGAACUGUAUGAAGAACUUGAAUGGUAGAUAAAAUAUCCGUUUUUUCGUAUUUGGAGAGUUUAUCAACAAUAUUUCGUUAAUUCAUCUACGCUAUUAUUACAUGUAUAUAAUAAUUCAUAAUGAAGAAAUACAUGUAUAAAUGAAAAUCCAUUUUGAGCCAAGUGCAGGACGCAAGCUCAAGGAAUAAGAAAAAUGAAUCAGAAAAUUUC
Apis dorsata (giant honeybee) is the source of this 1812-nucleotide messenger RNA. Its product is annotated as mitoferrin-1-like. Gene Ontology annotation, biological process: iron import into the mitochondrion. Bases 538 to 1515 code for a protein of 325 amino acids. The record is from RefSeq and is a predicted model, not a curated record. Lineage: Eukaryota; Metazoa; Arthropoda; Insecta; Hymenoptera; Apidae. Gene Ontology annotation, molecular function: ferrous iron transmembrane transporter activity. Gene Ontology annotation, cellular component: mitochondrial membrane. The transcript has 5 exons.